Molecule: messenger RNA, 5508 nt
Organism: Chlamydomonas reinhardtii
Lineage: Eukaryota; Viridiplantae; Chlorophyta; Chlorophyceae; Chlamydomonadales; Chlamydomonadaceae
Exons: 7
Coding region: 23-5134 (1703 amino acids)
Source: RefSeq, a predicted model, not a curated record
CAUGUAGUCCUUCGAAUGCCUGAUGAGCGGCCGGCGUGGACUGCACAAGGAGCAAGAGCUCGCGGCAUUGCGAUGCGCGCGCGAGGUCGUAGCCGAGGUGCCAAGGCAAUUCGUCACGGCCCCAGACCAAGACGCAAUCGGCAGCACCCACAGUGGAAGCAUCAGCGGCGCCAGCAGCUGCCAGGGCAGCGGCACCACGAGCAGGUCGCAAUCGCCGCAGUCGCCCCAGCUACUGCCGGUGGCCUUUGAGCUACUGCCGCCGUACAGCCCCCGUGUACCGGAUGGCGAGCGGCACAAGUACGACAGCGUACGGAUGCUGCUGGAGGAGUACUUCGUGCCGCAGCGGAAAAUUGUGCGCAACACAGUCUACUGCGGCCGCAGCGGGGUCGACCCCACACGCAAGCUGGACGCGGGGAACAAGUAUGAGGCGUGCGCUGUCGCGGGUCUGUGGCUGGGGCCGGAGCUGGUGUGUGGCGCGGCGCUGCGACUCAACUUCCCGCCCACCUCCUGUGCGGUGCUGGGGCGGGCGCCGCCGGCCGACGUGGCGGCGGCGCUGGCGGCGGGGCGGUGGCGGCCGCAGCUGCAGGUCGUCUUCAUGCGCACGGCUCCGGGCCACGGCCGCCGGGGUCUGGGGCGCCUGCUGUCGUGCCUCAUCAGCAGGCAGGCCGCACGGGCGCAACACGAGUUGGUGAGUGUGGUGAUGAGCGGCGCCGACGCCGCGCCCUUCUGGACGAAUGCGGGCUUUGCCGCACCGCCACUGCAGCCGCCGCAGCUGCCGCCCACUGCCAGCCUCCUGCACCGAGCCGAGGCGGCCCGGCGGGCGGCGGCGGCGCGGCGCGCGGUGACGGAUGGCGAGCCGCACGCGAUGCGGUGCGAGGUGUGGGUGCGCUCGCUACUGCCGCCGCUGCCGUCUGCAGAACCGAAUCACCGAGAGGAGCAGGAGGAGGGGGAGCUAGAGGGCGAGGGGGAAGAUGCUGCAGCGGCGAUGCGGGCGGCGGAGUCGAACAUGGAGGUGGCGGAGCAUGACUGCGGGACCGUUAGCGGCAAGGCGGCUCACGCACGCCUGGUCGAGGAGGACAUGGCGGCGGCUGUCUCGCAAGCUGCGGAGCACUUGCGGGCCGCCUGCGAGCAAGUCGGAGCGGGGUACGAACGCGCAGCUGCUGCGGCUGCUGCUGCGGCCGCCACUGCUGCGGCCGCCACUGCUGCGGCUGCCACUGCUGCGGCGGCGGCGGCGGCUGGAAACGCAGCCGCAGCGGACGGGGCAGCUGCUGCGGCAGCGGCGCUGCCCGCGCAGUCUCCUGUAGCGACAGCAACCGCAGCGGCUACUGCCAUAGCCGUGCCGGCAGCCCCUGCCGAUGCAGCCGGCCGCAAGGCCAAGCGCAAAGCGGCGGCGGCGGCGGGGGCGGCAGGACCGGGGGCGGGGGCGGCGGCGGUCGCAGCCUCACCAAGCGGACCUACAGUGGCAUUUGCUGCGGCGAGCUGCGCGCCGCCUUCAGACGAUGCCGGUUCUGCAGGCUGGGUGGCUGUAGGGACUGAGGCAGCGGCGGCGCCCUCCAUCGCGGCGUUUACUCAGCCCCAGGGGAAGAAGCAGCGGCUCCAUCAGUCUCGCACGCCGACGCCUGCGCCCACGGCGACGCCACCGCCGCCGGCAGCAGGACUGCUGCCGUCGACAGCCUCCGGGGCGCUCGUGACAUCAGCAGGACCGGCGGUGCAGGCGGCGGCGGCGGCAACUCCCGCAGCUGCGACGCCGGGCAUGGUGCCUCGCGAGGCGCCCAGCGCUGCAUGCACAGCAGCCACUGCUGCGGCGGCGGCACUACUGGCAGUGCCCGCGGAGCUGAAGCCAGCGCCAGCGGCGCUGCUGCCAUCUCUUCAGGUGGGGCCUGCUUCUGGGGCUCCUGCUUUUGCUGCUGCUGCUGGCGACGACUCGGUGCAGCUGGGCGCUGGCGACACACGGGCGUCGGCGGCCCAGCGGCCACCCUUCGCAUUGCAGCCGCCGCCGCAGUCUCGGUCGCAGCAGCCGCAGCCGCGGCCGCGGCAGUCGCCAUUAGUGCCAGAACCAGGAGCCGCAUUAUGGUCUGCAGUUGCAGGUGGGCCAUGGCAGCCGUCGGCUCAGCUGCAGGCCCAGACGCCGCCGCCGCGGCCCGGUGGCGGCAGUGGGCGGGGCAUCGGCGCUGGUGGCUUGUUGACUUCAGCCCUGCUCGCCGCCGCGGGCUUUGGCCAAGCGCGCGAUAGGGGUCCUAGUGCUAGCGAUCCUGAGGACCAUGCGGCUUGUCAGCGACCGCCGGAGCCCGAGCCGGACCUGGAGCCGGACCUGGGGCUUGAGCUGGAGGUGGCUGGGUUUGGGCGGGCACUGGUCGACCUGCUCAGCCGCUUUGAAGGCAUCGUGCGCCGACAGCAGCAGCGCCAAGACCACCAGCAGCAGCGCCUGCGGGAGCUGGACGAGCAGGCGCAGCGUCGGAAGGCCGGCGGGUGUGACGUAGCCGUGCAGACCGAGCCGCCAGAGGCAGUAGCCCGGCACGACUUCGGGAUGCAGGCCGGCCCGCCCAGCGUGUUCUUUGCCUACGUCCGUGAGCCUGUAGAGCCUCUGCCUCCGCGGGUGCCGCCGGUGCUGGCAGCAGCUGGGUCAGGGCUCGUGUCCCGACCGCCGCCGCCGCCGCCGCCUGCACCUUCUUUACCAUUGGCGGCUAGCACAGCCACCGCUGGCGUAGCGAUGGGUUCGCCGCGUGCAGCCGGCGCAUUCCCCGACAUCGCCGCGCCCAGCGCUUCUGCUGCUGCUGCUGCUGCUGCUGCUGCCACUGCUGGUACUGGUUCGGAUGCUACUGCUGGUGGUGCGGACGCUACUGCUGCUGCCGCGGCCGCAAUAUCACCAACAGCACCACCAACACCCGCCGCCGGUGCGGCCGCAGCGUGCCCGUCGCUGCCGGGAGUUUCUGGGGCGUUGAGUGCACCGGCAACAGCAGCAGGUGCUGGGUCCUGCGCAGCCUCUGGGGCCAGCGGCGGCAAAGCGGCGGUCACCGGCAGCGGUGUUCCUGCUGCUGCAGAGGCGCCCAGCGGCGCCGCGGCAACGGCCGUCAGCACGGAGGCCGUGGAAGGUGGAGGCAGCCCUAUGCAGCGCUCCUUGAGGCCGUCGAGGUGGGAGCGCUUUCGAGCCCGCUUGGGAGCUCACACGCCAGCUGCUCCAUCGGUUCCGGCAGAGCUGCCGACACCGGCGCAGCAGGGCGGGCAACAGCAGCGGCAAACACCCACCACGGCAGCUGGGACCGCUGCGGCCGCGCUGGCCGUCGUCGGUGGAGCAAUGACGAUGCCGCCGCCUGCAGCUUUGGCAACUACGACGCCGCUGCCGCCCCCUGCGCCGCCGCCGCCGCAGGGGGCCAGCAGUCCCAGCAAUGCGCAGCAGCAGGAACAGGCGGCGCCAUCACCAGCGCAGCGGUUUAGCAGUUGGCCCCUCACGAGUGUGUUGUUCCUGAGGGACAGCUCGGCUCUUAUGAAUUGCAGUAGCACCAACGGCAACAGCAAGCCGCUGCCGGGCUCGCACACAACAGCCAUGGCUCAGGAGGCGGCGGCGGCCUCGCCGCAGCUCCGGCGGAGCCACGACACCGGUAGCAGCGACAUCACGGCGGCGGCCCCAAGUGACUGCUGGAGCAAACCGCGCCCACCGGCCUCUGCAGACAUCUUCGCAGCUGCUCCCCCGCAGCCGCCGUCACCGCCUGUAGCUGCGGCGCUCGCAGCCACCGCACAGGCCGCUGUGCGCGGACCUGGCGCCGCCACCAAUGAGCAGCAACCGCCGCAGGCGGCCCUUCCAACCAGCGUUCUUUCCACCAGCGGCGGCGGCGGUGGCACCGUCAAGACUGAAGCGCAGCCGGCGCCGCCGUCUGCAGCGCCGCUGGGCUUAGUCGCUCCUUCGCCACUAGCGCCACUUGCGCCGCCCCCUCCUCCACCGCCGCCAACGCUUCCGCCACCGCUGCAGUCCUUGUUUGCGCCGGCUCAGACGCCGCUGCAGCUGCAGCAGUCCGCACGCAUGUCAUCUCGCGGCGGCGGCGGCGGCGGCAGCGGCGGCUCCAACUGGAAUCCUGCUGCCGCCGUCGCGGUACGGCUGGAGCACUGGGCACCCGCCGCUCUGCAGACGCCUGCAGGCCACCUCCAUCAUAGCCAUCCACCCCCAGCAACAGCGGCAGCUGGUGCUGGUGCUGCGGCGGCGGCGCCUGAUGUCGCCAUGCAGUCGGGCAUGGCGUUCGCGCCUGCUGGCAGCGGCGGCGGCGUCCCGGCAGCGGCAGCGGCAGCCGCCGCGGCCGACCCCAAUUACUUGCAGUUUACGGGAUUGCAGCAGCAAGGGCUGCUAAUGCCGAAUGCAGCCAACGACUUUAGCGGCCUUCCUAUGUAUCCGAUGGCCGCCUCACACGCCGCGCCUGCCGCCGCUAACGGUCCCCAGCUACCGGCGGCGGUGCCAGCAGCUGCAGCGGCGCCGCCACAUGCCGGGGAGCGCGGUGGCGGUGGCGGCGGUGGCGCCUGCUGGCACAGCCCGAACCCGAUGGGCCGCACCUGCCACAGCUACAGCCACAGCCACAUCUGCGGACGCAGCCAUAGCCGUAGCCGUAGCCGCAGCUGCAGCCGCAGCCGCAGCCCCGAGGGGGACCGGCAUGGAAGUGGGGGCGGUCGAGGCACACAACCGCCUCCUGCGGCAGAGCGGCGGCCGCCGCCGCCGCCGCCGCCGCAGCAGCAGCAGCAGCAGAGUGUGUUGGAGGAGAGCUGCCAGGUGCUCAGCAACGUGCCGCCCGAGCUGGCUUCGCGCGCUGAGGCAGGCGACUUCGCCUGGCUGGGCAUUGGGCUGUUGCAGCGGUACGUGGAGUACCAGCGCAGCUGGCCGGAUGUCGGCAGCAGCUGCCGGUGCGUGCAGGUGAAGCUGUUGGGCAGUGCCACACACGUCGCGCUCUUCCGAGCCGCCAAGGACCUCAAACAGCAGCUGGGGGUCCGGAUGACGCCCUUCCUGUCGCCGGAGGUGCGGCUGCUUCGCGACAGGCGUGCGGAGACAUUUCGGCAGUUGCAGCUCGCCAGAAAGCAGCCCAAAUGGGAGGGGGCCUCGGCAAACAUUAGCUUCUUGAACGGGCAAGGCGUGCGGGUGGCGUUCCUUUUCUGAGGUCGGAUGGAUUGCGGGUGGGUGGAUACCGUAUGGGCGCGAAGUCAAGGCUGGGAUGCAUGGUCAGCGGCUCGUGGUUGGGAUGAGACAUGUGCGCGGGAGUUGGGUUGGGUGGCACCGCUGGCCCUGGUAGGCGGCGAGGAUCAACUCGGGGGAAUGAGCAAGGGCCAGGGAAGGGAAUACUUGACGGGGAAUGCAUUGGGCGUGCCAGACCGCGCGGUUAUGAUGCUGGGAUUUGCGCAUAUAUAACUCGGUGACGUGAAGGCUCACUUGAAGGCAUUACGGUUUUAGCGGGGGGGCCUCAGGUCCUGUGGUCUGCCGCAAUGCGUCCAGAUGCGAAUGGGGUGCGACGAGGCCGCCGGGGCCAAUCCGGG